Molecule: messenger RNA, 821 nt
Organism: Suricata suricatta (meerkat)
Lineage: Eukaryota; Metazoa; Chordata; Mammalia; Carnivora; Herpestidae
Exons: 3
Coding region: 1-660 (219 amino acids)
Source: RefSeq, a predicted model, not a curated record
AUGGACUGCACACAUUUUCUCUCGGCAGUAUUGGAUUAUACACUCCUCUUUUCUGGGGAGAGAGGAGCAACGCCCCUAAAAGCUUCCUCAGGCUGGGCUCACGCUAACUGGCUACACGGGUACGUGUAUAAGAAGGGGAAGAACAGUCCUGGGGACUCCAGUCCAGCCCCCUGGACGGGGCCCGUGGCCUUUGUGAGCACAGAUCCGGCAAGUCCGGGUACCUGGGCGCAGAUCAGGUGCCCAGCUCCGGGGAGCUCUCAGGCGGCGCUGCUCCAGCAGCAGACGCCGAAGAGGACUGCGGGACCGCCCCACAGGAGGCGGGGCCAACGUCUGCGCCGCCCCCUCGGCGCCCCGAGCCUGGCCCUCCCCCGUGGGGGCGGUGUCUCGUGGCUCCCGGGACUGCGCGCAGGCGCUGGGCGGCUAGGUGCGCUCGCUUUGGAACCGCCGGAUUCCUGCGCUUCCCGCGGUAUGACCCCUGCCCCGGUGGCACUGCGCCUGCCCGCCCAGUCCCGGGCAGCGCCUUCUGCUGCAGCUCUUCUUUCCAGCUUAGCUCUGAAGACAGGCAAAAGGAAAGCAAAACCACCUGGAGGCAUAGGGACUGCCCUCCCCAGCCCUCCAGCCUGCCCAGACCACCCUGACAAGUUUGAGCUGAACUCCUGACUCAGGCCUGCGCAGAUGGUGAAGCAACCUCUAGAAUGAGGGACAACCAGCUGGAACCUCAUUUACAUAACAUAUAAAAAGACAUGUUUCCUUAAGGGGGGUGUGCAACCUUAGGCCCACCGCUGCAUGGGAUGACAAGGCUUCCCUAUCCAAAUAUUCAU